AUGAACAAUCAAGGACCAUCAGUCGGAAGACUAAACCCUGCGUUCACUGACCCUCAGGAUGAACAGGAUCAUCUGGAGAAGUCAAGGAUGGGUCAGUCUGUGCAACAACCGUACUAUCCCAACGCAGGAUACCAGAUUCCAAGAGUCAAUCCCAAUCCUUCUGGAUAUCCAAACCAACCGUACGAAUCUCCAGCAGCCCCUCAGGGCCAGUAUGUCUAUCCAGGAAUGCCUGUGUAUCCCCAAGUAGCAUAUGAUGGUCAAACUGGGGUCACAGUUCAGCCCACUGUGGUCAUGGCUCCACUGCUAAUGGCUGCUCCGGAUUAUUUGGGCUACUCCCUCUUCACCAUGCUGUUCUGCUGCUUACCUCUGGGCAUCGCUGCUGUUGUCUACUCGUGCUACACUCGAGAUGCUAACUUGGCUGGACAUCGAGAGAUAGCGAUGAGCAGCUCCAGAGCGGCCUUUAUCCUCAACAAUGUGGCUCUCGGUAUCGGCCUCACAAUCACUGCAGUGUCACUUAUCAUCAUUUUUACAUUAUGAACAGACGUAUUCUGCUUCAAAUGCAUCUACUCAUGCUGUAACUCAAGACUUUGAUUUUGUGGAUGAAAUGACAAAUAUUUUCCAGACCCUCUGAGGGAAUAAUCUAAUAUGGAUGUGUUUUAUUUCAAGUUGUAUUUAAUGCUGGCAGAUUGAGCUGUAAAUUGUACAAUUACCUGUGCAUUCUGGGCAGAAAUGAAACAACAUUUUUAGUUAGUAGGCUGAUUUAAAAUGUUUCUUUCAAAUAAAGCAUUAAAAAUGAAAUGGAA
This is a messenger RNA of Carassius carassius (crucian carp), 803 nucleotides long. RefSeq names its product proline rich transmembrane protein 1B-like. The coding region runs from base 1 to 537 and encodes 178 amino acids. The record is from RefSeq and is a predicted model, not a curated record. Gene Ontology annotation, cellular component: membrane. NCBI's taxonomy places the organism in Eukaryota, Metazoa, Chordata, Actinopteri, Cypriniformes, Cyprinidae. The transcript is spliced from 2 exons.